CACGAACGGUAUUUUUCUUUCGAACGAGCGAUUUACUUACGACGACGAAUCAAUACUGAUUUUUUGUCUGCGAUUCCUUGUUACGAUAGAAGUUCUCGCGACAAAAUGAUCGUAUCCGUACAAGUGGUUUUGAUCACGAGCACCUGGUGGUCUUUGGCGAGUGCCGGCAUUGUGAAUCUGACACCAUGUCUGCCGUCGGACUACAAGAAGAUGUCGCUUGGUAAAGCGGUUGGUGGUAUCAGGAACCUCAAGGUUACUGGUAACCAGCGAUCAAGAAGGUCUUGUCACUAUUUGGGAAACGUCUACAAUAGCUGGACGCGGGUGCCGCCAACUUCGCCGAGCGGCUGUUCGCGGUCAACCGCUUGCGCCGAGACACCCGCAACGAUAAUGACGAGUCUUGCACACAAGAACACGGUGCGCCUGUUGGUUAAGAAUACAAGGCGUCCGACGUCCAAGAAGAGCGUGGCACAUCCGGCGUUCAGGAAAACGAUGUUUUCGGCGUCCAGGAUAACAGCGUCUUCAGCGUCCAGGAGCACGGCACGUCCGGCGUCAAUGAAGCCGAAGAAAUUUCCGUAUUUCAGGAACACGGUGCGUCCGUUGUCCGGAGCCGUGAAAAACGGCGAAAACACCGUAACCUCACAUCAGCUGUACUCGGCUAUGGUGUCCGUGAUCGCGAUGUCGCAACCACAGCAAACUAGGUCAAAUGCCGCGAUCGUGGCCGAGUUGAAGCCGCGUGCAAAUAAUUGUGUAGUCGCGGAAUACAUCAAGUGCUUGCCCGUCCCGAAACCGAAAAACAGUUACCAGGAUCCGAUAAUGGUGCAGGAGACCAACAAGGUGGACUAUCCGAACGGCUAUUCGUUGGCACGCGGCGCCCAUGACGCAACAGCCACGUCCGACGAAUACAAGUACUACGACGACAAUGAAAAGCCGGCCCAGAUGUGGAAGGUUGAGGUGGCAAAGGGUGAACACAUGACAGAGUCCGAGGCUAAGGCCAUGGGAGUACCGGACGACAAAGGCAAUGAAUACGAAGAGUAGUACAAUUUUUCACAAUAAAUUAUUGCGGAUCACACAUUAACUAAGAAACAGAAAUGGACAUCCCUAGGAACUCCUCGCUUCCUCUUUGUCAUGAACUAUUGUAACGCAUAUUUUUAUUAUUUACUGGAUAUUAAGAGGCCGUCACACCCGCAAGUGUUGUCUCCGUUUGACAUACGUACAACAUAGCAAAUUUGCGUUCAGUGAUUCAA
Molecule: messenger RNA, 1244 nt
Organism: Sipha flava (yellow sugarcane aphid)
Lineage: Eukaryota; Metazoa; Arthropoda; Insecta; Hemiptera; Aphididae
Exons: 2
Coding region: 106-1035 (309 amino acids)
Source: RefSeq, a predicted model, not a curated record